Carassius auratus (goldfish) is the source of this 2094-nucleotide messenger RNA. RefSeq names its product microtubule-associated protein 6 homolog. Gene Ontology annotation, cellular component: Golgi-associated vesicle; cis-Golgi network; microtubule. The coding region runs from base 502 to 1281 and encodes 259 amino acids. Gene Ontology annotation, molecular function: calmodulin binding; microtubule binding. Lineage: Eukaryota; Metazoa; Chordata; Actinopteri; Cypriniformes; Cyprinidae. Gene Ontology annotation, biological process: regulation of microtubule cytoskeleton organization; microtubule cytoskeleton organization; cytoskeleton-dependent intracellular transport. The record is from RefSeq and is a predicted model, not a curated record. The transcript is spliced from 4 exons.
AGCAUAAUGCCAUGUGACUGAUGGCAGACAAAAAUCUGAUCUAUGCUGAAUGAUGAGAGGAUUGUGCGUUUAUAAAGAUUUCUGGAUUUGUGGAAAUUUUACUCAGGAAUGCUGGGACUUUUCAGGCGAUAAAUCUUUUAGUAAAUUAGUUUUAUCCCUAAUAGGGAAAAACAGCAUAACUUCAGCAAACAGGCCUGUAGCUUGUCAGAAAUAAUGCUAAUAAUGAUGCAACUAUUUUUGAAAAAUGAAAGCAUAUAUUUUUCAAACUGCAAAUUGUUUUAACCAAGCUGUAAAUUCUCCCACACUGAUUAUUCUAGGACUAUAAAGGGAGAAAUGUAGUGGUGCAGCACACUCACUGACUGCAGUAAUGAGACAGGUGCUGCUUAAUUGACCUGUUAAUGGGGCUUAUGCUUAUCAGAUGGAAAAUAAAGCCACAGACUUUAUAACUGAAAUAUCAAGCAAAAAUAUACCAGAGCUCAACAUAUUCAGCUGCCUCGUGGAAUGGCUUGGCCGUGCAUCAGCAGAGUCUGCUGCUUGGCUCGGUUCUGGAACCAGUUCGAUAAAUCAGAUUUGUCGGUUCCGCUAACGAUUCAGAACUACUCUGACAUCGGGGAGCAGGAGGUGCGAUCCGUCACCAAACUCGUUUCCACGGAACAGGCGCCGGGCGUCAACUUCGUGACGCCGGACCAUGCAGCUGGAGUCCGGCGGCCGCAACGAGGACGGACGGAACCGAGUUAUAAACCCCGCGAGGACUACCAUCCCCCGGGUGUGCCCUUCCAGAGCGUCACCCAGUACAAACAGGAUUACAAACCAUGGCCCAUCCCGAAGAAGGAUAACUUUCCCUGGAUCAGUAACGGAGGGAAAGGCGGCACUUUAACUGAUAGCCCGGUGAACGGUUACUCUAACAGCACGAGUCAGCAGCGGGCGGACAGACUGGAGCGAAGCGGCAAGCAGAGAGGGGCAGAUCAGCUCAGCUCACACAGGAAGGAGUACCAGCCAUGGUCUGGAGCUCGGCCAUCAAAGCCUGCCCAUAAACGGCCCACCUUCCUGGGUACAGGUGCUGACCAGCCCCCGCCGGAGACCAGCUACCAGGCUGCCUUCAGCCCAGACUCGCACAGACACACAGACGCCAGUGUACCGGAGACCAACACACACGCACAGACAGAGAAAGCACACACACACAGGACAGAGAUCAGCAUGAAACCAGAGGAGCAGAAGACUAAGGUGUCACCAAACCCUUCUGCCGUCUUUCAAAGCAAAUCCAGGAUCUUCAACAUAUGAUCCAUCAACGCUCCCCAUUUAAAGAGCCACGUUCACAUCUGAUUCGGCCUUUCACUAGAAAAGACCACUUUAAAAAUGAAUUGUCACCUGAAUAUUGAGAAACUGAAGUCAUUCUGAGAGACUAGUAUCAUCAAGAGGAGAAGAAUGCCAGAGGAUGAAUAAAGACGGGUUCAGUGCAAGAGCUUGUGAAAAAUAAAAUGGAGUUCUCCAAAUCAUUCCACUGAGGAAUCUGCAGAACCAGAGGAAUUUGCUGGAAAUGUACACAACGUGAAAUCUAUGCAAGAGAAUGUAUGCUUCAAAUGUCAACCAUCUACUGGAAGGAUAUGUUUGUAAUUCGCUUCAGAUUUAAGAGUGAUAGAAAGAGUGUGUGACUGGGAAAGUUUUCGGGCUUUAGUUUCUGCUGACCUUACCCUGUCCCAGAUGAAUGAAUAUCUGCAUGUUUCCUAAUAGUUUUAUUACCGUAAUUGAUUGAAUAUGCAACAUUUAAAAAUGUUUAAAAAGCAACAAAAUGUAAUCUGGUGUCUGGGAGGAUUUAUCCUGUAUUUGCUUAUUUAAUGAGAUGCUUUUGAUAUACAGUAAUGUUGGUCUGUCAAUACUGAUCUGCUAAUGUCUGCCUGAGGACACCGGGUGCUUCUUAUCACCGUUUUCAUGCUCCAGACCCUGCUAGCCCUUUAUGAAACCAAUAUAAAGACUAAAUUAUGAAUAUUUUCUGUCACUGAAUUGGGGGCUGUGCAAGUAUUUUGUAAAUUCAGUUUAAAUAAAUGGGGAAAAUCCUUAGGACAAACCGUUUAAAUAAAAAUUACAUUCUUUAAA